Pimephales promelas (fathead minnow) is the source of this 1670-nucleotide messenger RNA. Lineage: Eukaryota; Metazoa; Chordata; Actinopteri; Cypriniformes; Leuciscidae. The record is from RefSeq and is a predicted model, not a curated record.
UAAAACGUCGGGCUGAACUGUGCAGUUCACACUACAUGACUUUCUCUCUGUGAAAUCAGGAGUGCUCAAGUUGUUGAGCCGUUCACACCAAACGACACAUCGUGAUUGAUCUGCAACUGGAGCUGACGCACUACAGGAUUUGACAACAACUCUGUCACCCAACGAUUAAAUCUCGUCUACAAACCACGUUUUGUCACGAAAAAUCACGCGAUAAAACGAACCGGAAAUGACGCAAAACAGCACAGCACGCGCAACAAUACCCAGCGAAGAAGACAAAGAAUAAACACGACACACAAGUAUGGAGGUUAGACAAAAGCUUGUGGUCCAAACUGUGUGUGCAAUUAUUUGCUCUGAGACAAAACACAAAAAAAGAAAAAAUAAGAGAGUAUGGGUGAAAGAGUGGAUCCGUUUACGCGAUCAGCAGGGAUUGUCUGUGCUACAGAGAGAGUUGGAGAAUAAUGAUAGGACAGGCUUCAGGGAGUUGCUGCGAAUGACGGCGGAGGAGUUUGAUUUUUUGCUGGAUAGAGUCCAGCAUCUUAUAACAAAGCAGAACACCAAGAUGAGACGUGCAAUACCACCUAGAGAGCGUCUUUCUUUGACCCUGCGGUUCUUGGCAACAGGUGAAGCGUUCAAGUCCCUCAGAUUCCAGUACAGGAUGGGCACCAGCACCAUCUCACAAAUAGUGAUGGAAACCUGUACAGCUCUGUACCAGGUUAUGAAGGAGGAUUUCUUGAAGACUCCAUCGACGGAGGGAGAGUGGCACCAAAUAGCAAUGGACUUUGAAAGGAAGUGGCAGUUUCCACAUUGCCUUGGGGCACUGGAUGGAAAACACAUUUACAUACAGCCUCCAAGAAAGAGUGGAAGUUUUUACCACAAUUACAAGGGCAGGUUCUCUGUGCUUAUGAUGGCUGCAGUAGAUGCGAACUACAAGUUCAUCUACGCAAGUGUGGGUACCCAAGGUCGAGUUUCAGAUGCCGGACUGUUUGCUCAUUCUGACCUGCGCAAAGCAAUGGACCAGGGAAGACUGCGCUUUCCCCCACCCGAGCCCUUGCCCAAUUCAGACACAGUGAUGCCCUACAUGUUUGUGGGAGAUGAUGCAUAUCCCUUACGGCAUGACCUAAUGAAGCCAUAUCCAUUCAGGCAGAUGGAGCACAGUCAGAGGGUCUUUAACUAUCGUUUGUCUAGGGCACGAAGGGUGGUAGAGAACGCAUUUGGCAUUCUUGCGAACCGGUUGAGAGUGUUUAGGUCGACCAUAUGCUUGGAGCCAGACAAGGUGGUGAAGAUAACAAUGGCUUCUCUGUGCAUCCACAACUUCCUCUGCGAGCGCAGGUCAGAAGCAUAUGCCCCUCCAGCUUUUGCAGACUGGGAGACGGCUGACCACAACAUGGUUGAUGGGCAAUGGAGGAAUCAUGGCAUGGGUGCUUUCCAACCGAUGGAGAACACGUCACAUCGCAAUUAUACAGCAACAGCAAAAAUGCAACGAAAUCUGAUGCGGGACUACUUUGUCUCACCGGCAGGAAGUGUUUCUUGGCAGGAUCAACACAUUUAAAAAGGAACUGCCAUAGAGUUAUCCCUGCAAACAGCAGUUUAAAGUAAUUUUUGGACAUUUUUUUAUUAUCUUUUGUGUGGUCAAAAGUACUGUAUUAAUAAAGAAUAUUGUUUUGAUAUGA